UUGUAAGUGUUUUUACGUAUGUGCCGUGAGUAGAAUUUUAGAAAAAAUCAUUUUGAUGGACAUAUACAUUUUAAAGUUUGAAUCGUAACGCGUGUUUCACGAUUAUCAAAUAAGCAUUUUAGUACAAGUUCAGUGCUUUUUAAAAUACCAUAAAUAUUAACGGAAAACGAAAUCUAAGGGAUCGAAAUAUUUAUUCCUAUCCCGACUACAAUUAUUUGUGUCACAGGAACUUAAGAGAUCCCAGAAGCUAGACACCUGUCAAAGGUGUUGUAGUAGCUAUGCAAAUGUGGCUUAUCAAAGAUUUAGCAGCAUGGACCUAAAUGGUUGCGUUUGUUAAUCGUUGACACCUUCACUUGUUGCUAUGAUUACGGCAAACAGUCUGUUUACAAAAGAAUUAGAAAGAAUAAAUUUUGCCAUCAUGUAUACAACUUCAUUGGAAAUCUUGAACAGUAAUUAAGGAAAGCUAAGGAUAUACUGAAUAAUCGAACAUUCGUCGAUCGACUUACUUUUAAUUAGUGUAAAGACAAGUAAUGAAGCCCCGUUAUAAGCCAAUAGAUCGACCAGAAUGCGAAGAUACAUGGUUCUGCUAUUUUGUUGCUCCAAAAGGACAAGGUCAGCCGAGUGCUAUAGCUAAACCUCUAUCUCAAGUCCCUGACUUGAAUCAGGGGCGAAAAAGUACCACCAGCGGGACAGAAAACCGUAGAACACAAGUCAGAGGAGCAGCAAAUCCAAAUGAUUCCAAUUAUAUUCAUCUAGCAAAGGCUGGUGGAAGGAAAAAUUUGCUGACCUUCACUGAAUCGAAAGCAAAAGGACCAGUGCCUUAUCCCAUGCCAGAGUGGUACUAUGAUAACUUUCCCGAUCAUGAUAGCAACACUGUGAAAAGAGAUUCAACGACAAGGUAUCCACAGAGACCAGACUGGAUGACACAUCUUGAGUAUGACCAAACGACAUAUCAGCACAAAACGCCUUACCACGCUAGCCGUGGAAUCAUCGCUUGGGACAAGAUGUCUGCUUGGAAACGGGAAGAGUUCGAUAAAAGGAUGCAACAGAAAGCAAAGGCAACAUACGAAAAGAAGCGAAGAGAAGAAAGACAAGAGCGCAAGAAGAAACACGACGUAUAUUCAAAAGUAAAUAGUACUGGAUUAACCGAAGGAGCAAGAGUUAGGCUUCCUAAAAUCGAACCAAAAAACCUUCCAGGGAUGAGAAAACUAUCCGGUGCUGAUCUUAAGGUACAUUGGUAUGAAAAAUGGUACAUCACUAAUCGUGCUUAAGAAGACGCGGCAUUUCUGUCCGACUUGUAGUUCUCAGCCUCACAUUGUCAAUGGCUCAAGUAUGGAAGAGAAAGAAUUGUAAUGUCUUUAGAUGCAAUGUAAAUGGCUGAGAGCGUUUGACUAUUCCGAAAGCACGCAAACGAACUAUCCUAAUCUCCCUAAUCUAUAACAUGUAAUGCUUAAUAAUAAUCGACCUCACCUACAAUAUCAUAUUUAAAAGAAAAGUCUGUGGCUUUAUGGAUUAGUCUUAACUGAAUUCUACGUAUAUUGUAGUUUCUGAAUCACUAAGAAGGUAUUAUGGCAUUCUUGUGUACAUUUCUCCUGAUGAUGUUUGAGCAACUAAUGUAUUUUGUUUUUGUUUUUUAGUGUUAGUUCCUUCCCAAAGCGGCUCAAUAUAACUGAGUGGCAAACGAAAUCUAACGGUUUAUUAUAUUUUUAUUGCUAUCUUAAGCCUGGUUCACACGGUGUCAUAAUCAUAAUCAUAAUCGUAGUCGCAAUUAUAACGAACAGCGCGUGUGAACCGUAGCGUCAUAACCAUAAGCACAGGCGUAAGCACGAUCAUAAGGAAUGGAAACGUUCCGAUUCUCUUACGAUUACGAUUAUGAUUAUGACCUUAUUUCAUACGUGUGAACCGUACAAACUGAGUCAUAAUUAUAAGCCGGGUGAGACAUGAACGUAUAUGUGGACAAUUUGAUCAGCGGAUAUACUGUGGAAAACCAACAUUUUGAAAAUUAUUAAGCAAUUCCGCUGUCCGGAGCACUCGCAGGCGGUUCGAAACUCACUACUGCGCAUGUUUAUUUUUCGUUCCUUAUGAUUACGAUUAUGAUAUGAUGCCGUGUGAACCAGGCCUAAGCCUUGUUCACACUAUCGUCGUAAUCGUAAUCAGAAUCGUCAUCGCAAUCAUAAGCAUCGUAAGGUGCUUUGUAAGGCCUGGUUCACACGGCGUCAUAAUCAUAAUCGUAAUCAUAAGGAACGAAAAAUAAAACCCCAGGAUAAAGCUAACUCUUUACAAUUUAUGAUUAUCUUGAAUCAAAUAAAGCAAAGUGAAGAUUUCUCUAUGCA
Messenger RNA from Actinia tenebrosa (Australian red waratah sea anemone), 2333 nucleotides. RefSeq lists its product as uncharacterized. The record is from RefSeq and is a predicted model, not a curated record. Lineage: Eukaryota; Metazoa; Cnidaria; Anthozoa; Actiniaria; Actiniidae.